Molecule: messenger RNA, 1671 nt
Organism: Aspergillus heteromorphus CBS 117.55
Lineage: Eukaryota; Fungi; Ascomycota; Eurotiomycetes; Eurotiales; Aspergillaceae
Product: inositol polyphosphate multikinase
Exons: 2
Coding region: 265-1569 (434 amino acids)
Biological process (GO): inositol phosphate biosynthetic process; phosphatidylinositol phosphate biosynthetic process
Cellular component (GO): cytoplasm; nucleus
Molecular function (GO): inositol-1,4,5,6-tetrakisphosphate 3-kinase activity; inositol hexakisphosphate kinase activity
Source: RefSeq, a predicted model, not a curated record
CAACAACCACCACCACCACCUCUGUGGCUUGUCCCUCCUUUCUGCCAGCCCUUUGUUUGAUUUCCCCCCCCUUUUCCCCUCCUUUUUUUCUCUUCUACUUAUAUUUUCUCUCCCCCAGCCAACUCACCUUGCGUCCUCCCCACCGCACUGCACCGCACCGCACCACUCGAUCGUCGUCGCCCGUGACUCAUGCGGAAUGCCGUCUAGAAUCCAGCGGUCUCUGUUGGACAGUGAAUAAUCUCCUCGUCGCUCCAGAUACCCACGAUGCAGUCAUUAUCGCGUACGGACAGCCUGAAAACCCAACGCCUGGACACUGACAGCUUCGUCGCCUUCGACCAUGCCGCCGCCGGACAUGACGGCGUCCAGUGCACCCUGUCCGGCUCCUUCAUCGCAAAGCCCUGCACCCCGCAAGAAGUCGCGUUCUACGAGUCCAGCGCCCUCCACCCAGACUUCGCCAACUUCAUUCCCACCUACAUCGGGACCCUAACCUCUGCAGACCAGCAGCAAUCCCUCCUCGUGGCCGCCCAAGAAGCCGGGGCGAUCGUCCUGCCCGGUUCGGAUUACUCGUCGACAUCGGACACCCCCACCGCGACCGGCCCGACUCCGCCCAGCGCAGUCGCAGACCUCACGAGUGCCGCAACAGAGUCAUCAUGGGUGCCCUCGGGCGGCAAGAAGCUGGAAACGGGGCUGUCGAUCGUGCUGGAGAACGUGGCUGCCGGGUUCAAGCGGCCGAAUGUGCUGGACGUGAAGCUGGGCGUGAGACUCUGGGCGGACGACGCGCCCCCCACCAAACGCGCGAAGCUGGAUGCCGUGUCCAAGGAGACGACAAGCUCAAAGCUGGGAUUCCGCAUUGCCGGGAUGAAGGUGUGGACGGGCGUUAGCGGGGACAGCGAUGAGGGGAGCAAAACGGAUCCGUAUGCCACCAAGUACGAAGGGUCGGAGGGAGCCCGCGGCGAGGUCAUCGAGAAGGAUGGCUACAAGCGCUACGACAAGUGGUACGGGCGGUCGCUCAAUGAGAAUAAUGUCACGGAGGGGUUCCGGAUCUUCCUCGCCGGAGCGAAAGCCGGGGCCGUUGACCGGUCCCAGAUGGUGGCGCAGCGGUUGGCCGAUGAACUGAGAAAGGUACAGCACGUUCUCGAGUCCGAGGAAAGCCGGAUGUAUUCCUCGAGCGUGUUGAUCGUCUACGAGGGCGAUCCGGACGCGAUGGAGUUUGCGCUGGAGGAGGAACAGAAGCCCCGACCUGAGCCGGAGGACGAGGACGACGAGGACGACGAGGACGACGGGCUGGAAUUCCAGCUCCAGCCCGACGGGUCAUUCCAGGUAGUUGAUAUCCCGCUUGGUCAGGGCACGACUUCCCACCAAGCGAUCAACAUCAACAUUGACCCGGAAACAGCAGGACUGGACGGUCUAGAAGAGGACGAGGACGAGGAAGAGCCUCCGAAGGUGCACGACCUUCGACUGAUCGACUUCGCCCACGCCAGUUGGACGCCGGGCGAAGGGCGCGACGAGAACGUCCUCAAGGGGAUCCGGAGUUUGAUCCAGACCCUGGACGAGCUUGCUGCGUCGUAAAGUGUACGAUAACGGCAUCGCAGUCGCUGGCGGCUGAUGCUGACAAGACUACCACUGGCUGUAUUUAGCUGAAGAUUGCUUAGCCAUAUGGAAAUAGCUUAC